Vicia villosa (hairy vetch) is the source of this 1235-nucleotide messenger RNA. RefSeq names its product hypersensitive-induced response protein 1-like. The transcript is spliced from 6 exons. NCBI's taxonomy places the organism in Eukaryota, Viridiplantae, Streptophyta, Magnoliopsida, Fabales, Fabaceae. Bases 145 to 1005 code for a protein of 286 amino acids. The record is from RefSeq and is a predicted model, not a curated record.
AAAAAGGAAGAUACAAAUCACAGGUAAAGCGUAGAAGUGCAUCGAAUUUCAACAUUGUUGCUCUCAUUCUGAAUCCAGACAAACCGAAAAUCUGUGCUUUUUGCCACUCAAUUUAUUCCCCUCUCUCUUUAAGGUUUCCUAAAGAUGGGACUAGCUCUGGGUUGUCUUCAAGUCGAACAAUCAACAGUAGCGAUCCGAGAAGUUUUUGGAAAAUAUGAGGAUGUGCUUGAACCUGGUUGCCACUGUGUGCCCUGGUUCAUGGGUAGACAAAUAGCUGGUUACCUUUCUUUGCGUGUGCAGCAACUAGAUGUUCACUGCGAAACCAAGACAAAGGACAAUGUUUUUGUGACUGUGGUUGCUUCUGUCCAAUUUCGAGCAAUGGCAGAAAAGGCGGUGGAUGCUUUUUACAAACUUACCAAUACCAGAGAACAGAUCCAAGCCUAUGUCUUUGAUGUUAUUCGGGCAACCGUUCCUAAAAUGGAACUAGAUUCUUCUUUUGAACAGAAGAAUGAUAUUGCAAAAGCCGUUGAGGAAGAGCUUGAAAAGGCGAUGUCUGCUUAUGGCUAUGAGAUAGUUCAGACUCUCAUUGUCGAUAUUGAACCCGAUGAGCAUGUGAAAAGAGCUAUGAAUGAGAUAAAUGCUGCUGCAAGACUUAGAUUGGCUGCCAAUGAGAAAGCUGAAGCAGAGAAGAUUCUGUACAUCAAAAGGGCAGAGGGCGACGCAGAAUCAAAGUAUCUAGCUGGGCUUGGAAUAGCUCGUCAGCGUCAAGCCAUAGUGGACGGGCUGAGGGACAGUGUCGUUGCAUUUGCAGAGAAUGUCCCAGGGACAUCAUCAAAGGAUGUCAUGGACAUGGUUCUUGUGACUCAAUAUUUUGACACGCUGAAGGAGAUUGGCGCAUCGUCAAAAUCCAAUUCGGUUUUUGUUCCACACGGACCGGGUGCUGUGAAAGAUAUUGCUUCACAAGUCAGAGAGGGUCUUCUCCAAGGAAAUGUUGCCGGGCGUUGAAGUUUCAAACUUCACAUCAUCAAAACUUUGAGAAUUUAUAUUCUAAACUCCGUUGAGUAUCUAUCGAUUUGAUGCAACCAACAACCAAAAACUAAGUCUUAUCCUAUUAAGUGAGAUCGGUUACAUGAAUCAAUUCUAUCAUAAUGUUCUAUUCAGGAUGAUACUUCUAUCUAUCGAUUUUGUCAAUCACUUUAAAGUUAUAACUAGUUUGGGAUGUUUAUAUUCCCUUA